Bombus pascuorum is the source of this 6089-nucleotide messenger RNA. RefSeq names its product sodium-dependent neutral amino acid transporter B(0)AT3. Bases 159 to 2351 code for a protein of 730 amino acids. Gene Ontology annotation, cellular component: membrane. The record is from RefSeq and is a predicted model, not a curated record. NCBI's taxonomy places the organism in Eukaryota, Metazoa, Arthropoda, Insecta, Hymenoptera, Apidae. Gene Ontology annotation, biological process: sodium ion transmembrane transport. The transcript has 14 exons.
AGAGGGUGCCACAGUAGCUCACUGCUCCUCGAACCAUAAGGAGGCCCUCGCGCUUUUCUUUAUUUCACCCCAACAGGAUGGAGUCUAUAGGCGCGCGUGGUAUUUUUGUUUGAUUUUUCGAAGAAAAGAAAACCGUGGUCGCACAAUAAACAGAAAGAAUGGCGAACACGGCUCACCUCGUCCGGCGUCAAAGUUCACGCGACUUAAAGCCCCAAAAAAGCGUCGACAAACUCGAAAUGAAAGAAAUGAGAGGAAGAUUAGUGGUGGACAAUAGAAAGACUAACACCACUGCCAAUUACGGGGCCACGAACGCAGCCUUUGAGGACUCCAGUCCUAACAUGAAGAACAACAAAACGGGGAAUGAGGGCGGGGGUAGCAAGCUUGGAAGUAAUGAAGGAAAACCGAUUUUCCGGCCAGAAGCGGGGGAAGAUGAAAGAGAAAACUGGGAUAGCAAGCUUACGUUUCUAUUAGCAACCGUGGGGUACGCAGUAGGGCUUGGGAACGUGUGGAGAUUUCCAUAUCUCGCGCAAAAAAAUGGUGGAGGUGCGUUCUUAAUCCCUUACUUUGUAAUGCUGGCCAUUGAGGGUAUCCCUAUAUUUUAUCUGGAAUUGGCAAUUGGCCAGAGAUUACGAAAAGGUGCUAUAGGUGUAUGGAAUCAGGUUUCUCCAUAUAUGGCUGGUAUCGGCGUAAGCAGUGCUGUAGUAUCUUUCAAUGUAGCUCUGUAUUACAAUACUAUUAUCGCCUGGUGCCUCUUUUACUUCGUUCAAAGUUUUCAAUCACAGCUACCAUGGGCAGAGUGUCCUAACGUAUAUUUCCAAAACGGAUCAUAUGCGCCUGAACCAGAGUGUGUGGUUAGCAGUCCCACGCAGUACUUCUGGUAUCGAACGACAUUGGCAAUCUCCGAAGAUAUCAAUACCCCAGAAAUAUUUAAUUGGAAAAUUGCUCUGGCAUUGGUGAUCGCUUGGAUUCUCGUCUAUAUGUGCAUGAUCAAGGGAAUCGCGUCUUCAGGGAAGGUCGUGUACGUGACAGCCACAUUUCCAUAUAUCGUUUUGAUCAUAUUCUUCUUCCGUGGCGUCACUUUAACAGGGAUGUCUGAUGGUCUACGUCAUCUUUUCACUCCAAAGUGGUGGAAAUUAACUGACCCGGUAGUCUGGCUAGAAGCGGGUACUCAGAUAUUCUUUUCUCUCGGUUUGGCAUUUGGUGGCUUAAUAGCGUUCUCUUCUUACAAUCCCGUGAAUAACAAUUGCUAUCGAGACGCUAUCAUGGUCAGUUUGACGAAUUGUUUCACUUCGAUGUUUGCCGGGAUUGUUGUGUUUUCUAUUAUUGGUUUCAAAGCUACUAUGGUUUAUGAACAUUGUUUAAUGGAAAGGAACACGACGCUCAUGAAUGUUUUUGGCCAGAUAGAUAAAAUACCGGAUGAAAUACCAGCAACUGGUACACUUUUGAAUAUUACUACAGGGAAUGGAACGCUGGAUAAUUUAAUUAUGCCAGAAUUACCCGAAUGUGAUCUCGAGAAAGAGUUGGAUAAUUCAGCAUCUGGCACAGGUUUAGCGUUUAUCAUCUUCACGGAAGCGAUUAAUCAAUUUCCUGGAGCACAAUUCUGGUCCAUAUUAUUCUUCCUUAUGUUAUUCACAUUGGGAAUCGACUCUCAAUUCGGCACUCUCGAAGGAGUCGUUACAAGUAUCGUGGACAUGAAAUUGUUUCCAAAUUUGCGAAAAGAAAUUCUCACAGGAGGUAUUUGCUUGGUUUGCUGCACGAUUUCAAUGGCCUUUGCUCACGGUGCUGGUAGCUACGUGUUCGUAUUAUUCGAUAAUUUCAGUGGAAACUUUCCUCUGUUGAUUAUCGCCUUCUUCGAAUGUAUCGCGGUGUCAUAUGUAUACGGUUUGAAAAGAUUCGCCGAUGAUAUCGAGCUAAUGACUGGCAACCGUCCAGGCCUUUAUUGGCUAAUCUGUUGGAAAUAUCUCAGCCCGUUAGCUAUGUUGAGCAUUUUAGUUGCCUCGAUCGUGGAAAUCAUUGUCGAUGGAAGUGGUUAUCCAGCCUGGGUUGCCAGCAAAGGUAUUACGGAGAAACACGAGUGGCCGGUUUGGGCCUUGGUUCUCAUCGGUAUCCUCAUUCUCGCUUCUGUUCUUUGGAUUCCCACAGUUGCUAUUUGCAGACUUUUCGGAAUACUCAUAAUCGAGGAUAACGAGAAAGCGUGGUUCCCUGCAGCCGAUCUGAAAGAAUUUCACGGAAUCGUACCACACGAAGUUACACCUGCUGAAACUUUGUUAUUCUGUAUAAGAAGCGAUGGCUCAGAGGGCCUUUGUUGCCCAACUGGUGGCCCCAGCGAUGACGACGAGGAUCUCACCUAGGAAUGGUUAUCCUCGCAUAUGUUGGAUUAACACGUGUUUAAAUGGUUCAUAGACAGAGAAACAGCAUUUUUUAACUUCGUAUCAAGGUUUGCAUCAUUGAAAAUUAAUUUAAGCGUAACCAGGUGUUAUGAUUACCAUUCUUCGUCUCGAUUUAAAUUCAACACUUGACAUCGUUUAAUUUAAUUUCGAGAAUUUUUAGAAGGGUACAUCGUGUCAAUUAAUCUGGAAAUGACGUUUAUAUAAUUCGAUUUACAUUUACAUUGCGGUGUUAUGAUGAACUUCUUUUAGAAGAUAUAUUAUAAAACACGUUUGAAUAAGGGAGAAAUUCGAAAGUACGGAUUUAAUAUGACGAUUAAAGCGCAAUUAAUUGCUCUUCGUUUUUAGACGUGUCUUUCCGCUGAUUCUCGAGUCUCUGAAUCAUUUAGCGGUACGUGCGAAUGUCAAUAUUAAUUGAGAAGGUAAAGUAGAAGCGUUUAACAUUUUCAAUAAGUAAUUUCCAAUAUGGGGAAGCGAAUACAAAGCGGAUAAGGAUAAACAUUAAUAAGAAACUGCAAGUUCUGUUUUUAAUAUAAACUUACAGUUUCUUUGGUGGUGCAGAUAUACGAUACAUCUAUCGAUACGAUAUACUAUCAUUAGAUCUAUUAAAUUCCAUUAUUUAAUUCGAUUAUUAUAUUCGAUAUAUCAAAAACUUGUAAAAGAUAAAAUUUUGUUUUUUACACAUUGCGCGAUAAUUAAAAGAAAAAAGAAAAUAUAUCUAUUCAUAGUAUAUACAGCGAAUAAAAAAUCAUUUUAAAUUAGAUAUAACAAAGUAUUUCAAUCGUUUUCUAGAAAGAAAAAAAGGAAGAUCGAACAGUUAUCAAAAUGGUAGGAAUCCUAUCGAAUAAAAUUUCAUAAAUUAAACCAUAUGUUUUGCAAUAAUUUAAGAGAUAUAUCGUAUAUCCGAACUAUUUAGCAUGUAACGCGUCAUUUUAGUAUUUACAAUAUACAUUCUUAAAAGACAAGUUGAAUCUCUGCGACAAAUUGCAGAUUAUAAUAUAACUAGGAUAAAAUUAAAAUUAGACUCGACAGAACUUUUACCGCUUAGCAAAUUUUAAAUAAUGUGAGACCUAAGAUUUAGAGUAGGAACCGUCCAAUGGGCGUGAAGAAUGGGACGUUCCCGAAUCGUAUUGCUUUUAUUCUCAUUUUUGGUGAAGGUAUUAAACAGCGCUACUUCGCUGAUUGAUUCUCCGUUAAGCUCUUACCAUUGCGUACUAAUAUUACAUGAAAGUUAUAUUACGAAGGUGACAUCUAUAUUUCAUUGCAAAAUUUACAAUGAAAGUUCGAAAGAAAUAGAAAAAGCAAUCAGAUCAAGAAUCAUAUCAAGAAAAAACCUUUCCGAAGGUGUGAUCAAGUAUGCUGCAUUCGAAUAAUUAAUAUUCCAUCGUAGUCCUCUUAAACGAAUAUCAGUUACUUUAACGGUAUCUUUACAUACAUAUCUUACGUCUCGAAUUUAUAAACUUUGUUUCUAAGUAUAGCUGAGAAAAGAGAACGAGAAUUCGAAGGGCAAGUGAGAAUUGAUCAGCAUGUUUGUUUGGUAUAUCGCGUUGAAAGUACCCCGAUAGGAAUAGAAAAGAGAAAAAAGAGGAUCGCAUAUCAAAAGGACGUAUCAGGCGAGAGAAAAUUUCGUUGCGAUUUUAGCGUAUGUUCGUCGAUUUUGUCGGCGAACGUUCUAACGUAUAAGGACAAUAAGAAAAUCUUUUAAGACUUGAUAUUGACGAGGAAUCGUAUGACAAUAAUGAGAUUCGAUUAAUCGGAACUUUUAAUCGACUAAAAAAUUCGACAAUAAGAUAAACGUAUGCACUGCACUUCUUGCACAUUCACCGAGGCCUAUGAAAUCGAGAGCUACUGCAUCGGUCGAAGGAAUAGAGAAUUUCGUUUUCAUAUAUUUUCUUAAUGUACUAUAUACGAUGUAUUUUAUAUAUGUUGCGGUAUCGUUUACGUUAUUUCAAUCGUCUUUGUAACAUUCAAACGAGAUAGUAUACUUUUUAGAUCAAUUUUACACUUUAAAGGAUCUCUUUAAGGCAAAAACUAACGAUGCAAAUCUAUCGUUAACAUUAAAAUCCAGAAAUAUUUCCGAAAUUGGUAUUUUACGAAAAAGAUAAACGAAUCCAUUCCUUCGAUAAGAAAAUCGUUUAUUAACAGAGACUAGAGCAGUAGCGAGAUACGCUCUAAUCGCGUCUAUUUGUACUUCGAAUCUCUCUAUUUUGUAUGCGCGCUUUUGGGUAUGGUCUUAACUCUUUUUGACAAAUUGUUGAUCACGAACUGUCAAUCGUAGAAAUCGCGCACAGUAUCGGAAAUAGGUUUGCCAUCAUCGGUAAAGAAAAGAAACUCGAACCUUUAUAUUCGAUAAACUAAUAACCAUAUAUACUUUUGAUUUCGAGAUAUUAACAUUCGCAUAGGUCGUUUUUCUCUUGUUUCCUCAAAAAGGUGCUAAACUAUGAUAAUGUAAGAGAAUUUAAUACAAAAUGAUAUAUAUAAACAAAAUCGUUGAUAAUAUUAUAUUAUACUUGUUAAGGUCCUGUUACCGACUUAAUAACAGUCCCGAGAAUUAAUUAUGUUGCUCCUGAACCGAUUAGUGAUUUACUUGUAUUCGUAUAUUAUAUUAUUAUUAUUAUUCGUAUGGAAUAGUUCGAUUGUAAAUAAUUGUUGAAGUGUCUUUUAAACUCUAAAUGGACAAUAACUUGCGGGACAAGGAGCUGCCGCGUGAAACAUGAUGAAUCGCCCCUGCAAUGAAUAGUACAAAUGUUUCUUUCACUAUCAUGUGUUUCGUAUGCAUUGCCUCGAACUAUGAAACAUACAAGUCUCAGACAAUAAUUCACACGAAUUAAUUUUAUUUCUUCGUAUUGUUACUCGAGAUCUUGAGCCUGCGUUGGUGUAUGCAGUGCGCUAACAUCGUUUAAUUGUUAAUAUCUUUGCGAAUUAGUUGUAAAUGCAAGCGUUACUACCUAUCGAUCUCGAUAAUAAAAUAAACUUAAGUAAAUAACACAAAUACGAAAUGCACUAAGUAUUAUUUGCCUGAGCAAAACAAUACGUAAUUAGUAGACAAUAAUUAAAAGAUAAGAAUUUAAAGCAAGACAAUAUAAAAUAUAAUUUAUUUAGCGCACUUUGUACACUUUUACGCCGAUCUGAGUAGUUUAAAAUCCAUCUAUGGCAUUCAAGGAUAAAUGAAGAACGUUGUUUCAUGUCGAUAUUCGUGGAGUGCACGAAAAGGGUCAAUGAAAAGUAUCAAUAAUAAUUAUGAACUAUUAUGUGCUUAAUCAAGGAUAACAGAAUGGAUUAUUAAUCUUAAUAUCUUAAUUUUAGAUAAUUUCGUUUGUCGUUCUCCUACAUAUCUCAUUGUGUUUUCAAAGUGUAUAACAAGGAAGUCGUGUCCAUCCAUACUUAAAAUACAAUUUAAGCGUGAAAGAAAGGUUGAUAUAUCGGUCGAAGAAACACGAGCGUAAGCUGUGAAGUCAGAUUUUGAGGAUGAUUCGUGUUAUAUUAAAGUUUUAAUGAUACAUCGUAUCAGAUAACCAAUGUCGAUGUAGCUUACGCAAUAAUAAAUAAGAUAUAAAGAUCAGGUACGGACGGUAGCUAAUGUUAUAAUUAUAUAUAAAGAAUAAUGAAUAUAUACACACUGAUAUUACGCAUAUAUAAAACUGUACAUAUAUAUAUUGUUGUCAGUUGAAUGUUAAAAUAAAUACCGGGCGUAAAUGUGGA